Messenger RNA from Penicillium bovifimosum, 1671 nucleotides. Its product is annotated as sugar porter family MFS transporter. Bases 1 to 1671 code for a protein of 556 amino acids. The transcript has 5 exons. Gene Ontology annotation, biological process: transmembrane transport; carbohydrate transport. The record is from RefSeq and is a predicted model, not a curated record. Gene Ontology annotation, cellular component: membrane. Lineage: Eukaryota; Fungi; Ascomycota; Eurotiomycetes; Eurotiales; Aspergillaceae. Gene Ontology annotation, molecular function: carbohydrate:proton symporter activity.
AUGGCUGAUGAUAUCCCCAUUACCAAAGACCCCUCCCAUGAGUCAGUGGUAGAAGGCUUCUCCCACCAUGCAGAAAACAUCAUCACCACAGAUCGCCAGCCCUACGGCCCACCCGGGUUAAAGGGUCUAAGCACUAACCCGUUUGUCGUUCUAUGCGCCGCUUGCUCGACCCUAGGUGGCUUGCUUUUCGGUUAUGAUCAGGGUGUGGUGUCCGUGAUUCUGGUGAUGGACCAGUUCCUAGCCGAGUUCCCGCGAAUUGAAGAAAGCCAUCCGGGCUCAGGCUUUGCGAAAGGUCUGUUGACGGCGAUGAUUGAGUUAGGGGCUCUGAUCGGUGCUUUCAACCAGGGCUGGAUUGCAGAUAAGAUCUCGCGACGGUAUUCGAUUCUAGUUGCCGUUGCGAUCUUCACUCUUGGCUCUGUGCUCCAGACUGCCGCUUAUGGGUAUCCUAUGUUGACGGUGGCCCGGUUGAUUGGAGGAAUCGGAAUUGGCAUGUUAUCUAUGGUUGCACCAUUGUACAUCUCUGAGAUUAGUCCCCCGGAAUGCCGUGGUACCCUCCUGGUUCUCGAAGAAUGGUGCAUUGUUUUCGGCAUCGUGAUUGCGUUCUGGAUCACCUAUGGCACACGGUACAUGGCCGGCGAAUGGGCCUGGCGUCUUCCUUUCUUACUUCAGAUGAUUCCGGGCUUUGUCCUCGCGGCCGGUGUCUACGCCCUUCCUUUCUCGCCUCGAUGGUUAGCUUCAAAGGGUCGAGACACAGAAGCACUUGAGAGUCUCUGUAGACUCCGUUGUCUGCCGGCGUCCGACAAGCGCGUUCGCCAGGAGCUUAUGGAUAUCCAGGCCGAGCUCCGGUUUCACCAGCAGAUGAACAAAGAGAAACAUCCCGACUUGCAAGGCGGUGGUACCAAGAAAUCCAUAUUACAGGAGUUAUCGUCAUGGGCCGACUGCUUCAGGAAGGGCUGCUGGCGUCGUACUCACAUCGGUAUUGGACUGGGAUUCUUUCAACAGUUCAUCGGCAUCAAUGCUCUGAUAUAUUACUCACCCACGCUAUUUGCGACAAUGGGUCUUGACACCAGUAUGCAACUUGUCAUGUCUGGCGUUCUGAACGUGGUACAAUUGGUUGGCGUCACCACUAGUAUCUGGACCAUGGACGUUGUCGGUCGUCGCAAGCUGCUUUUAGUUGGCGCCGCUCUCAUGGCCAUGUCCCACAUUAUUAUCGCCGUCUUAGUCGGCAUUUUCUCCGUGGACUGGCCAUCACACAAGGCAGAGGGGUGGACUAGUGUGGCUUUCCUUCUGUUCUAUAUGCUCGCCUUCGGGGCUACCUGGGGACCUAUCCCCUGGGCAAUGCCAUCCGAAAUAUUUCCUUCCUCACUUCGCGCCAAGGGUGUCGCUUUAUCAACCUGCUCUAACUGGCUCAACAACUUCAUCAUUGGUCUCAUAACUCCACCUCUCGUUCAAGAUACCGGCCACGGUGCCUACAUUUUCUUCGCCGUCUUUUGCGUUCUCGCUGCAGUGUGGACCUACUUCUUUGUACCGGAAACCAAAGGCCGAACGCUCGAGCAGAUGGAUCAUGUCUUCAAGGAUAACUCUAGCGAAGAGGAAAGAGCUAUGAGGCAGGUCAUAGAAACCGAGUUGAUCCGUGCUCAGUACGAGACUGCGCAUCGGGAGUUUGCGUGA